Siniperca chuatsi (mandarin fish) is the source of this 1405-nucleotide messenger RNA. It is a transcript of the gene ankrd29, whose product is annotated as ankyrin repeat domain 29. The coding region runs from base 138 to 1034 and encodes 298 amino acids. The record is from RefSeq and is a predicted model, not a curated record. The transcript has 10 exons. Gene Ontology annotation, molecular function: protein binding. Lineage: Eukaryota; Metazoa; Chordata; Actinopteri; Centrarchiformes; Sinipercidae.
GCUGUUAUUAUGUCCGCGAACGGGCGCCGCCAACACCCAAACACAGUGCGGCAAAACAGGCGAGUGGCGCUCAGCAGCAUCGUCUCUAAUGAAUGAGUGCGCAGGAAGAAACAUGAGUCACGAAUGAGGUCUGCAGGAUGUCUUUUAAGAAGGAAACACCCCUGGCUAAUGCUGUGUUUUGGGCAGCGAGGAAGGGGAACUUGGCUCUACUUCAGCUGCUGCUCAACAGCGGGCGCGUGGACGCAGACUGCAGAGACAGUUAUGGAACGACAGCGCUGAUGGUGGCGUCGUACAGCGGCCAUUAUGAGUGUGUCAAAGACCUUAUUAUGCAAGGAGCCGACAUCAACUACCAGAGAGAGACAGGUUCUACUGCCCUGUUCUUCGCCUCCCAGCAGGGUCACAAUGACAUUGUGAAGCUCCUCUUUGAAUUUGGUGCCUCCACUGAAUUCCAGACAAAGGACGGUGGCACAGCUCUCACUGUCGCCUCUCAGUACGGACACUCCAAGGUGGUGGACACCCUGUUGAAGAAUGGAGCCAAUGUUCAUGACCAGCUGAACGAUGGUGCCACCUCUCUGUUUCUCGCUGCCCAGGAGGGUCAUGUGACUGUGAUUCGUCAGCUGCUUUCAUCUGGUGCCAAGGUUAACCAAGUGCGGGAGGAUGGCACUGCCCCCCUGUGGAUGGCAGCUCAGAUGGGUCACAGUGAGGUGGUGAAGGUGCUACUCUUACGUGGUGCAGAUCGGGAUGCUGACAGACAAGAUGGAUCAACAGCGUUAUUCAAAGCAGCUUUUAAGGGACACAACAGCGUCAUCGAGGAACUUCUCAAGUUUUCUCCUUCACUUGGCCUUCUCAAGAACGGCUCCACUGCCCUUCAUGCUGCUGUUAUGGGUGGAGAUGUUCGAACUGUUCUGCUGCUGCUUGGGGCAAACGCAGACCCCACACUACCCAACAAGAAUAAUGAACUCCCUGCAGAUCUUACAAAGAGCGAUCGCAUCCUAAAGGUUUUACAUCCAAAAAUCUUAAAUGGAGACAGCUGAUGACCACCCAGACUCCUGCCUUCAUGCCUGCCUGUACCACACUGAUGAUGUGUACUGAGGGGAAAAGAAAACAAAAAUACAGUGUCAAAUAUGCUCAACUACAACAUGUACUGUACAUGGUGCUUGCUUAUGAUUACGGCUGAAAUGAAGCUGUCAUAUGUUGAAUAAACCUGGACUAAAUUUAGAGCAACAAAAUGUGCGACCAAAAUGCAUUUGUCUGCCAUGUGCAUCAUCUCCUUUAUGCUGUUGUUACUACAGUAUAUGUAUUUAUUUUUGUUUACCCCAGGUGUUGUAAGAUUUCUAGAUAUUUUGCACACUUUUUAUUUGCCUUUUUAAUAGAUGUAAUAAAGUGUACAUUUGUUAUUCAAUUA